Melampsora larici-populina 98AG31 is the source of this 1476-nucleotide messenger RNA. RefSeq lists its product as uncharacterized. The transcript has 3 exons. The coding region runs from base 1 to 1476 and encodes 491 amino acids. The record is from RefSeq and is a predicted model, not a curated record. Lineage: Eukaryota; Fungi; Basidiomycota; Pucciniomycetes; Pucciniales; Melampsoraceae.
AUGGAAUGUGUUGGAUUGAGUUUACACAAGAUCAUGGCAGUAGAUCUCAAGGUUUCAUCCCACUCACCAAUUUCAGGUGAUGACAUUGCACAAUCUGCUACAACAACUCUGGAGUACUUCAGAACAGAAGCUCCCAUCAAUCUCAAAUCCAUUGGAACCCCAGAGACCCAUAGUCUCAAGAUAUCUGAGGGAUUGACUGGAAGUAGAAACAGCAAGGAAACCCAGGUCCCCAUGGAUCAAUCAUUCAGACAGAAAGGAAAAGAAAUACAGCAAGAUAAAUGGAACACCAUGGAUAUGAGAUAUCAGGAGAUAUUCAAAAAAGGUCCAGGAAGCCAUUCAAAUGAUCAAGAGAUUGUAUUAUUUGGGAAAAGAAUCAAGGUUAACCCUGGCAAAACAAUUAACAUCAGAGACUUUGCUAGUCACAAGAUGAACAGAAUCUGUAUGGUGUAUGCUAGGUAUCUAGUUGAAGAGUUUACAUCUUUAAUGAUAGUUAGAUUGUGUGGUGCAACAGGUUUACAGCCUCAAUCAACUUCAUUGAAACAAUAUGAUAAUUUGCUCUUUGCACCAUUUGUGUACUUUAUUCUGUUGAGGGACCCAAAAAAGGCUGUAUGGGAUCGUCUGGUAGCCAUCACCUCUCUCAUCAUGGUGGGAUUUCAUCAACGAGAAUCUAUUUCAGGAGAAAUUUUCAGCACCAAAAAGCUCCAACAAUUUAUGCUAUGGCAUACAGAAAUGAUGUAUCAUCUCACCAACCCCAAGUUACUGGAUUAUGUCAAUGAGCAGGAAAUUAUGUGCAAACAAAGUUCAAAUACUGGAAUGAACAGAGGAAGAUUUCCCCUUUCUAUUAUAUUAUCUGUACUAUCAAAUCAAGCAUCUUUUAAGAGGCUCUUCAAACAAGCAUUAAGGCACCAAUAUAAUCUGGCAGCUUCUUAUCUUCAGAACUUUUGGUAUAGGGACUAUCAAAAUCAUUAUCCGGGAUCAGAAAAAUCAGACAUUCCAAAGAUAUCAGUUGAACAAGAGUGGAACAGAAUAUCCAAAUCCAUUCUUGAAUCCUGUCAAUUAAACAACAGAUCAGAUUUCUUUUCAGCUCUGAAAGAAUUGAAUUCUGAUGAGCCAAUGAUAGGUGAAGAUGCUAUGAUGUUACCAUUAAAGAAUAUUAAAGGACCAAAGGACUUCAAUAAUGAUUUAUCUGAGAUCAAACUAAAUCAAGAAAAUCUUAGGACAGAUUUGGUCAAAAUAAAAGAAUCUAACAUCUUACAAGGUCUGAAGGUAUGGAUGGAAAUGCAUGAAAGGCAAGAAAUAGGGUUUUCUGAUCCAUUUUGUGUAACAGCUGUCUUUGAUUUUCUUGGAUCUAAGAGACCAAGUAUAGAUGUGAAUGUGUUCUGGAAACACAUGGAAGGAUAUGAAAAAAGUAAGAAAGUUGUCCGUAAAAAUGCAAAACAUCAUUACCAAAAAGUUGUAAGGGAUAAACAAAAAUGA